AUGGCUGAAGAAGGAGGAGGAGGAGGAGGUGUUAUUUGCGCGGGAACAGUAGUAACUGAUUAUGUAGUGAUCGUUGAUCAAUGGCCAUCAGAAAAUUCUCUAUCAAAUAUCCAUCGACAAACGAAAACAGGCGGUGGUGGUCCAUUUAAUAUCGUCAAAGACUUACGCGCAAUGGAUAAAAAUCUACCAUUGUCACUGAUUGGAUUAGUUGGCAAUGAUGACAAUGGGCAUUGGUUACGAAGUGUUUGUCAAAGUUCGAAUAUCGAUAUUGAACAAUUUCAUAUCACAACUGAUGAAACUCCAACGUCUUAUACGUAUGUUAUCAGUGUUGAAUCAACUGGUCGACGUACGUUUUUCAAUCAACGUGGCACAAACGCUCUACUAGAUGCGACACAUUUCGAUUUUGCUGAAUUAAUGAAGAAGAAACGUUACAAUGUGUUUUAUCUUGGUUAUUUAACAUUACUUGAUCAAUUGGAUAGCAUUGUCAAUAAUGAAACAGUGGCUGCACAAGUACUGAAACAAGCGAAACAAUGUGGAUUAGAAACUGUCGUUGAUUUUGUUAGUCUUCCCAAUGAUUCAUAUUCGAAAAUUGCUCAAUUAACAUUGCCGCACGUUGAUCAUUUGAUUCUGAAUGAGAUUGAAGCAGGCCUUAUUUUAAAUCAAUCGUUCCAACAAGGUACUUUUGCGCAUGUUGAACAAGCCGCAAGAUAUUUAAUGGAACAAUAUCAUGUUCAACGUACUGUAACGAUUCAUUUUGAUCGUGGUGCUGUUUGUAUUGCUCGAGAAAAUGAUUCUACUAUAGAAUCUUUCCAUCAAGGAUCACUGUUGCUUUCUGAUGGAUAUAUAAAGAGUGCUGUGGGUGCUGGCGAUGCAUUCGCUGCUGGGAUAAUUUAUGGAAUUAACAAAAAAUGGCCGGUUCAGGAGCGGUUACGUUGUGCUAUUUGUGUUGCUGCAAUGUGUUUGAAAGAUAUUACAUCUUAUGGCGGUGUUCGAGCUAUCGAUGAAUGUUUGCAAUUGAAAGAACAAUUUCAAUUUCGAACAAUCGAACCAUCCACGAUGAUUAUUGAUGUAAAAACCUGA
Molecule: messenger RNA, 1080 nt
Organism: Adineta ricciae
Lineage: Eukaryota; Metazoa; Rotifera; Eurotatoria; Adinetida; Adinetidae
Source: the annotation of a GenBank genome assembly